Tympanuchus pallidicinctus (lesser prairie-chicken) is the source of this 4034-nucleotide messenger RNA. RefSeq names its product solute carrier family 2 member 12 (gene SLC2A12). The transcript is spliced from 5 exons. NCBI's taxonomy places the organism in Eukaryota, Metazoa, Chordata, Aves, Galliformes, Phasianidae. Gene Ontology annotation, biological process: transmembrane transport. The record is from RefSeq and is a predicted model, not a curated record. Gene Ontology annotation, molecular function: transmembrane transporter activity. Bases 195 to 1985 code for a protein of 596 amino acids. Gene Ontology annotation, cellular component: membrane.
UAGCAACAGCCUGUGUCACUGCAAAGGGCAAAGCCUUCUGAAAUAGCAACAAAGUUGUGCACAAACCACUUUGCGGUCCGCAUUUGGUUUCAGCCAGCUCCAGCAACUUGUUGCAAUGACGAAAAUCAGCUGGGCUUUCCUUUCCAGUCUGGGGAGGACAUCCACCCUCUGAGAGGCUUCCAGCUGAGGCGACGAUGGCACCCGUGCAGAGUGCAGAGGAGCUCGGCCAGCAGUGCCAGGCGAUGAGAGCAGGGGAGGAUGAGGAAGGUGGCAGAGGCAGCAGGCACCUCCGCCAGCUGCCAGCUGCAGCAGGCUGUGGAACAUUUACUUUACUAUCUUCUGCCAUUGCUGCUGUAAGUGGACUUCUAAUGGGUUAUGAGCUGGGCCUUAUCUCUGGAGCUCUUCUUCAGAUGAGUAGCAUAUUAGCACUCUCUUGCAAAGAACAGGAAAUUGUUGUGAGUUCCCUUCUUUUCGGGGCCUUAUUUGCGUCACUUACUGGUGGAUUCCUGAUUGAUCGUUUUGGAAGGAGAUUUGCUAUCAUUAUUGCAUCAUCUCUACUUGUGAUGGGAAGUCUGAUUUUACUGCCCCACGAAUCAUAUGGAAUACUUAUUGUGGGACGAAUUGCCAUAGGUAUUUCCAUAUCAUUAUCAUCAAUUGCAACAUGUGUGUAUAUUGCCGAGAUUGCCCCACAGCACAGAAGAGGCCUUCUUGUUUCACUGAAUGAACUCAUGAUUGUGAUAGGAAUUCUCUUUGCCUAUAUUUCAAAUUAUGCAUUUGCCACUGUAUCUCAUGGCUGGAAGUAUAUGUUUGGCCUUGUAAUUCCAUUAGGUGCCUUGCAGGGUAUUGCCAUGUAUUUCCUUCCACCAAGUCCACGUUUUCUUGUCAUGAAAAAUAAUGAUGAAGCUGCAAGAAAAAUACUGGAGAGGCUACGGGAAACUUCAGAUGCUACUAAAGAGCUCACUGUGAUCAAGUCUUCCCUGAAAGAUGAACAUCAGUAUAGUUUCGUGGACCUGUUUCGUUCAAAGAACAACAUGAGGGCCCGAAUGCUGGUAGGGCUUACACUAGUCUUUUUUGUGCAAACUACUGGGCAGCCUAACAUUUUAUUUUAUGCAUCAACUGUUCUGAAGUCAGUUGGGUUUCAGAGCAAUGAAGCUGCUAGCUUGGCUUCUACUGGAGUCGGAGUGGUUAAAGUGGUCAGCACAGUUCCAGCCACAGUUUUUGUGGAUAAAGUUGGAAGUAAAACUUUCCUGUGUAUUGGCUCUUCUGUUAUGGCAGUAUCAUUGGUCACGAUGGGGUUAGUGAACCGUAACAUACACAUGAAUUUCACCAAUAUCUGUAGAAGCCAGUCUCCAGAGGAUACCUAUCAGAGUCCAGGAAACCUCACUGGUGUCACCAAUGGGAGCUUCAAGGACCUCUUUUCUAGUAUGGCUUUACCAGAAAGACUCUUAUUUGACAUACAGAGAAACCUUGACGUCACCAGGACAGGAGAACUGAACAGGACUACUCCAGCAGGAGGCAGAAGCAUGAUGGGGUCUCACACAGCGAAUGGGGAGGUUUCUGUUGCCCUGAAAUGGGUCUCGCUGGCCAGCCUGCUUGUUUACGUUGCUGCAUUUUCCAUAGGUCUUGGACCAAUGUCUUGGCUGGUCCUGAGUGAAAUUUUCCCUGGUGGGAUCAGGGGACGAGCCAUGGCUUUGACAUCUAGCAUGAACUGGGGAAUAAACCUCCUCAUUUCCUUGACAUUUUUGACUGUCACUGAGCUUAUUGGCUUGUCCUGGGUGUGUUUCAUUUACACAGUAAUGAGCCUAGCAUCCCUGGCUUUUGUUAUUGUGUUUAUACCAGAGACGAAAGGAUGCUCGUUGGAGCAAAUAUCCAUGGAACUGGCUAAAGAUAAAUACAUAAAGACCCCCUUGUGCUGGAUGAGCCAGCGCAGGGAGAAGCUGGUGCCGGUGGAACUACCCAACAGGGAGAAAGAACAGUUCUACUAGAGCUGAGGCAACCAAGGCAGCCUUUGCCAAAAGACUGGCUCCGAGAAAAAAAUACUGACACUACAAUGGGACACAUGGUUUCUUUGUUAUACACAAGAUAAUCUCUCUCUUAUUUCUUAGUAGACCUUCUUUCAGUGGUAGUUUAUGGCCAGCAUUAAAGAUUGUUGUAGUUUGUAACUCACUGGAACACCAGGCUCCAUCUGUUUCAAACCAGAAUCCCUCACCUCCCCUAGGUUACUCUGACACACAGGAGGUGCAUGGAAGCCAGAAUGCUGUGCACAGUCCUUGUUAUCUAUACUCAGCAAGUGCUCAGAGCUGCAAGGAGCUACCGGGUGCCAAGGAGAAGGAAGAGUCUGUCUCACAGGAGGAGACUGCCAAAGACUUACGUCACUCCAACUCUUUGUCAUUUCUCACCAAAUGUAUCCUAAAUUACUGAACCAGCCUUAAAAAAGGGUUAGCUGUAUGGCUCCCAUGAAAUAACUUCAGUCUAUUUUUUCCUAAGAGGUUAAUGAACCUCUUAGGAAAAUAAUGAAUAAUGAAUAGAUUAAUACUUAUUAGCAGAUAAGUAAAUGGCCCAAGAACCUGCAAACACUUUAAAAGCAUAUUGACUGUCUCAGCAGCUACAUAGUGGCAUUUCUCUCAGCAUUUAAUAGAGGGAGCAAGACUGACAUGCUCAGCUGGAAUACUGAUACUACUUUGGACUACACACAUGAUCCCAUUUUAUUUACUGUCUCAUAGCAUUAAAACCACCUGACCAUGUUCUGCACUAAGGGAACUUAACGACCAAGGUGAAGUUCUACUCCUGGACAGAUUGAAUCAGUUCUGAUCAGAUUCUGAGACUGUCACACAUUUACACACUAAUUUUGUAAUUCUAGAGGAGAACACCUAUUCAUACAGUUAGUGUGUGUUCAACCUGAAAAGAAACUAUUGACGCCAAGGCCAUGAUUUACCAAUGUCACUAGAAAUUUAGCUACCUCAGGACUUUAGCUAUCUACUGGUCAAAUCUAUGCCACAACUUUCUUACACUGUAAGCUUUUAGGGAACUAGCGUCAAAAUCUUGUUGGACUUUUUGUACAAAGAUCAGGCAAGUGGUCAUCACAACACAGGAUUUUUAACUAUGAAAAUCCUAUGUCAUCUAAAACAACCAAAAAUCUUGCUGAAGCUUUUCCACCAAACUUCUAGGUGAUUGGUGAGCAAUCUGGCUUAUAGUUGCCUUAUUUUUUCUGUUCUGAUCCGAGAGCCAUCAGUGCUCACACCUCAUGAGUGUUGUAAGACCUAUCUGCUUUCAGAAAUGCAUAUAAUAGUGCACAUAAGGCUCAGCAAAAUACAGAUUAAGGCACACACAUCAAACAUUAGGUAAAAUCUUCCGAUAAGGGUACAUAUAAGUACUACUGACAUAGUCCUUAAGAAGCAAGAAGAGACCAAGCACACACAAGGCUACACAAACAGUGGGGCCGUGCACCUAAGUUUGAGGUGAUUCAGGGUGAAGCCUCCUCCAGAAGGAGUAAGCACAAGGACUUCAGGUUCACAUUGCAGAAAGGAUUAGCCAAGCUGGUAGUAAUGUACAGGAUUUCCAUCCCAAGUUCCAAUCCCACUCUGGACCAGAUGUACUACCAGCUUUCCCAUAGAUGUGGAAGAGUUUCGUUUCCAUUACUUUGAAUUUUCCAAUAAAAAAAUGAAGACCUGCCCAGAAUUUUGCCUGAGCACUACAGUCCUAAUAAAUAACAAGCUAUUUGAAGAGACAUCUUUGCCACUGCAUGGAAGAGACCCUGCAGCUAAGAGUCUCCUUGCAUUUUCCUGGCUGCACCAGGAACAGUUUACUCAACACUGCAGCAGUGACAGAGGUAAGUGUAUUCCUGUAACAUCUUCAAAUAGUUACAAAAAGGAUGCAAAAUGUGUGAAAGCUCAGUCACAAUGCAAGGAUAGCUGGGUUGGAGCCAUGGUGAAGAAUAGUUUUGACAAAUAUUAGUGCCUUAUUACUGGAGAAAAACAGCAACAAAACAUUCUAUUACUGAAAUGGAAAGAUAUUAAAAUAUUGGUUAAACUGUU